AUGUUAUUACAUAAAUAUAGACAAGAAGGUCGAGCUAUACUUGUUGAAGGUGCAAAUGGGACUCUUUUAGAUAUCGAUUUUGGAACAUAUCCAUUCGUUACUUCUUCCAAUUCAACAGCGGGUGGUGCUUGUACAGGUUUAGGAAUUCCUCCAACUUGUAUUACACGUAUUGUGGGUAUAUCUAAAGCAUAUCAAACACGUGUUGGUUUUGGCCCUUUUCCAACGGAAUUAUUAAAUAAAGACGGAACAGCAAAUAAAGAAGGAGAAAAACUUCAACAAAUUGGUGCUGAAUUUGGUGUUACUACUGGAAGGAAAAGACGUUGUGGAUGGCUAGAUUUGGUUUUAUUACGUUAUUCUUGUAUUAUUAAUGGAUUUACAUCUUUGGCAAUUACAAAAGUGGAUGUUUUGGAUACAUUUGAACAAAUACAAGUCGGAAUUGCUUAUAGUUUGGAUGGAGUUGAGAUUUUACAUCCUCCAGCAACAAUAAAUGAUUGGCACAAAAUCAAAGUUGAAUAUAAAAUAUUUCCUGGUUGGAUGUCUGACACUUCAAAAGCUAGAACUUUUGAUCAAUUGCCACAGGAAUGUAGAGAUUAUCUUACUUUUAUCGAACAAAAUGUUAAAGUGCCAAUUGAAUUUAUUGGUGUUGGAAAGAGUAGAGAUGCUUUAAUUGUUUGUAACAAAUUUGAAUGA
Molecule: messenger RNA, 690 nt
Organism: Meloidogyne enterolobii
Lineage: Eukaryota; Metazoa; Nematoda; Chromadorea; Rhabditida; Meloidogynidae
Source: the annotation of a GenBank genome assembly